Molecule: messenger RNA, 3327 nt
Organism: Dermacentor albipictus
Lineage: Eukaryota; Metazoa; Arthropoda; Arachnida; Ixodida; Ixodidae
Product: solute carrier family 35 member G1-like
Cellular component (GO): membrane
Source: RefSeq, a predicted model, not a curated record
CAGCGCCGCGUUCCGUGCGGCGAGCAUUCGCCGCACGCAUCGAAUCGGGCGACAGCUGUGCACAGAGCGCGCGCCUCGUGUUCAGUCCGCGGCGGCCGCAGUCUUGCUUCGCUCCCUCUGUUCUGCCUUGCCGCAUCGCAACCCGCCCCCCGCCUUCUGUGUUGCGAGAGCUUGGGAGGGCCCCGCACUAACGAUGGGUGGCGUAGGCGGCCGUACAUGCUACAAAGGGCUGUAGCGGUCGCGCGUCAAUUGCGGUCGUAACAGAUAUCAUCUACCGGCGGGCUGGAUCCAGCUGCAGUCGAUGCCCGGACGGCGUGCCAGCGGUCUUCGAUAGCUCUGCGGCGAGUCCGUCACUACCUUCGCCGGCCACGUUCACAACGGGCUAUCCUGGUGACCAAGAAGGCGGAGCGCUGCUCGGACCACCACUGACAAAGCCGCGCAGAAGCAAUUUCCCCCGGCACUCCAACUGACCCUGCCAGUCUGACCGCAUGUGCUGGGGCAGAAAUCGCCGAUCAGCCGCAGAAUUGCGUGCUGGUGCUGUGAGGUGCGCUGCCGUCACGCGCCGCGUGACGACGCGAAUUGUGGCGGCCGCUGCGCGAGUGGACAAGAGGGAGAUUGCGACACGGUCGACCGAGCGAGGAAGAGGAUAAGAACAGCGGGUACCGAUGCGCCGCACUACCGAGGCUACAACAGCGGACAUCGCCUUCGCGCACCUGUGCCUCGUCACGCGCUGUCGAUAACCGGGCGACAAGGCGAGCGAGGAGCGGCACUUGCGCUCUCUAUUUGUAUGCGCUGCAGCGGCUGACGAGUGACCCGUCGCACUUCAAGAACCGAGCGGCCGCAGAGAAACCAUUCUGAUGGCCUUUGGCGAUGAGGCGUCCUGAGCAGCGUCGGGCCAGGCUCCUCCCACCAGCCGGCGGCGGCCCAUGCCGACCUCCUCGUCGUGUUCGCUGGCCCUGCCGCUGCUGCAGACGGCCGACGAAGAGCACGAUGGCUACUCCGCCGCCGCCGUGGACGGCAAGCCUUACGCCAACGGAACAGCCGGCGAUGACGAAGAUGAAGACGGCUCCCCUUCCUCCUCUGGUCACUCGUGGGAGCUGUACAAAGGCCUGGCCUUCUCCUCGCUGUCCAGCUUCUUCUUCUCCAUCUGCACCGUCAUUGUCAAGAGACUCAAUUACAUCUCGGCGGCCGAGCUGGCCGUGGUGCGCUUCCUGGGCAUCCUGGUGUUCACGGCACCGCUGGUGGUGCUGAGCCGCGAGUCACCGCUCGGGCCCCGGGGCGUGCGCCGGCUGCUGGUGCUGCGCGGACUGCUGGGCGCCACCAGCCUGUUCCUGCGCUUCUACGCCAUCCACUACAUGCCCAUCGCCGACGCGUCCGUUAUCAUAUUCAGCGUGCCCGUGUUCGUGUCGGCGCUGGCCAAGCUCUUCCUCAAGGAACCGUGCGGCUUCUUCCACGUGGCCGCCGUGCUGGUCACCCUGGCGGGCCUCGCGCUCAUCACCAAGGUGCCGCUGCUGUUCGGCGGCGCCGAGCAGGGCCCCGUGCAGGCACGCGGCGUGCUCGCCGCACUCUCGUCGACCGUGUUCGGAGCCAGCGUCUACAUCGUGGUGCGCAAGGUCAAGGGCGUCCACCACUCGGUGAUCAUGUUCAACUUCGGCUGGGUCGCCAUCCUGGAGACGGCCACCAUCUCUCUGCUGACCGUCGGUCAGUUGGAGCUGCCCCGCUGUGGCAUCGACCGCUGGCUCCUCGUGGUGCUCGGGGCGUUCAGCUUCGGCGGCCAGGUGCUGCUCACGCGGGCCCUUCAGCUCGAGCAGGCGGGCCCCGUGUCCGUGGUCCGGUCGGCGGCCGACAUCGUGUUCGUGUUCGUCUGGCAGGUGGCGUUCUUCGGCGAGGUGCCCGACCGUUACACCAUGUCCGGCGCAGUGCUCGUCACCGCCUGUGUGCUCCUCACGGGCCUGCGCAAGUGGGCGCUCACUCUGCCCGAGAGCUCGGCCGUCAGAGCCAGGCUCGCCUGGCUCAUCUCUUGACCGCCGUCCAGCGCGGCUGUCGGCGCCUUGCUUCGCGACACUGACUGAAGAGCACGCACGCUAAAGAACGCCCCGUGGUGGAGCCGCGAGUAUCUUAUUCCAUGUCGCCACCGUGAAAACCGACGGCAUUGUGUGCCAUGAGACAGAUAUGAAGUUAUCAUUUGCAGCGCUUUCAGACCGCUUGCAGUUGGCGGUGGUGCAAUGAUUCACUUAGACCGCACACAGGUUUCAAAAAGAACCCGAAAGCACCAGUGACUCCACAGAAUAUCAGCGUCACCCACGAGCGGCGAAGGCCCAACGCGCGAUCGCUGCCUGUCGAUCUCCCACGAAUGUAGAUUGUGCGUAGUACUUUGCAUGCAUGCACGAGGGCGAACACGAGAUUGUUGUCCUGGUCCUGCAACUGCUCACCAGAGUCAGAUUUGAACACACGCAGGCGCUGCUUAGGAAGUGCAUCGUUUUGUUUGCUGCAUGCUCGCGGUUAUCGAGAGAAGCUGUGCCACGCAGGGUGUUUCCCGCGGGAUGGAGCUGUGCAUGCUUUCACCUCAGUAUGUGCACGCAAGGUGUAGGUGCACUUGCGCAUGACGUGGGUGCUACACAAUUAAAGGCUACGUUUUGUUGUUUCUCAAAGUCCUCUAGAGAAUAGCGACGCUCCUCGGUGCUUUACAAAGAAAUGGGACACUUAAAGCUACUCUGCUGCGGUACAGCUAAUCAACAUGUGCUAGCAACGUUGUUAUUUAGUGCGCCGGAUUCGAGAGGCCGCGAAGGGCAGAGCAGUAAGCACCAUAGGCAAGCACCAAGUAAAUACACAGAAGUGUUUCUUUUUCGGGCCGUAGUUGCCAAGGCAUCUUCAUGUUAAUAUCAGGGCUGAAUGCAUUUUUUUCUAGGACUCUCGUGGUGCAUGAUAAUGGAGUUUCGUGACGCUCCCUGGAUCACACCGCGAACAGCUAAGUACGGAUGUUCGUGUAUUGAAACAACGUUAGGCGCGAGUGCCAUGAAGUGGCUAGGACAGGACUUGACGAACCUCUGUUACGUCUGUCGCCAGUGUGCAAUGUGGGCAUGUGUAUUUGAGCAACUUGUUGCGUGGCGUGCGCAAAAGUUACAUGCGCAACUGGGUUGAAGAAACGGACUCUGCGCUGUUCCUCACUCUCGUGGACGAUUGACCUACGCGCUUUCGCCUCCUGUAGUCAGCGCCCGACAUAUCGUGCUUGUACGUUCCGUACACAUCUAGCUGUGAUAAUAAUUUUAAGAAUAUAUGCUCGUGUCUACGCAUGAGAACAAAAUAAAUAUUGAUGCUUGUUAGAAA